AUGGCUCCCCUGCGCACUUUGACUGAUGCCUAUCAGCGGGCUGCUGAGGAGGAAGCUGGUAAUAUGACUUACCAUUAUCGUACAACGCGUCCAGAUGGCUCUCCCAGCACCGAAACGGUUCAGGUCAUCCGCGACCCGCCUUCUCCACUUUCGAUGCGACAAUCUCGUCGACGCGCCCAGAAUCCCGAAAGACAAAGCUUCCUUGAUCAGCUUGUCGCGGCUGAGCGCGAUACGACAGCAAAUAAGCCGCAUCGUGUAUCGAUUUCAGAAUCAGAGAAUAGUGUCUCAGUGCUCGAAAACGCAACCGAUGAUUCCAUCGGACGCGCUCUACUACGAAACGCGCGAGAUGAGCGACUCCUUGGAAACCUCAAAAAUGGUACGCGUAUAUUCAGCCGCGCGCGACAACGAGAGCGGCCCAGCUUGACCGCUGAAAAUUUGCAAAGAGGGAACCGCUCAGACAGUACGGUACUGCCGGCCCAAGGGGCUGGGUCUGAGGGAACGGGCAGCAGCGGCAGUUCGAAUCUGCCGGUAAAUAUACCGCGAGAAUGGGGCCGAAAGGCGAGAAAACAGCCCGACUGGUUGAAGAGGAUUCAGCUCAAUGAUAUACAGCCUAGGCUAUCACCGUCACCAGACAUUGAGACACCUGCAGAUUCAGGCGCAACGUCUACGCAGAAGCCUUUGAAGAAUACCCGUGCAGGGCCAGAGAUUGACUGGCUUGCGGUUGCAAAUGAGGAAGCUGCCCCCUCAGAGGAAGCCAGCCCGCGCCUGCCGCAGCAGAAUGCACAGCAAUGGUCGCCGCCUCGACAACGUCGUAAUCCCGCGCUGGAUCGGAUACGGGAGUGGGAGGUUGAGGAAGAAUUCACUGCGAGCUCACUUCAGAUCUCCACAAGCCCUCCACUCAAGGGUCUAAACAAGUCACUGAGUGAUAUCAGAGAGAUGGAAGAAGAAGCAGAAGAAGCUAGGAAAGAAGAAUCGGCACGCGAAGAGUCACCCGCAGAGGCUUCACCUAUCGAACCACCGAAGAGGAUAUCUGAGAAAAAAUCCCCAAAGUCAGUUAAAGAGCAAGCAGCUCAAGAUCAAUUACGUUCACCUGGCAGAACAAGUCUACCACCUUCACGAUCACCAGAGUAUAAAGCGAGAACAUCUCCCGUACCAAAGGCAAAAGUUGCGAAUAAGGAAAAUCAGAAGCCGGCACAGGAAGCAAAGUUACCGAAAAUGGAUCCUUCACCACAAAUUUCUUCAAAUCAUGGAGAAGAUUCAACUCUCAAGAAAUUGGAACCCAGUCCUCGAAAACAAGGAGAGGCUUCGCUGUUGUUCGAUGGCCUCGAAGGCAAAGGCGUGGCAAUACCGGACACGCCAGUCAUUGUUUACCACAAUCAACGAGACUCUGGGUCUACUGAUAAGACUUGGAACAAAAGAGCCGAUUCCAAAGCGGAAGUCAAACCCAAACAGCCAGAGGAUGACUUUACAGAUUCACAGGAACUUCUAAGAAGACUAUCAAGAAUAGCCAGUGCAAGCCCCAGUCCAAGGCGAGAAGAUGUUUUGCAGAAGAAACCAGCUGAGCACAAAGCUUCCAAGCCGCAAUCACAUCUCAGUCCGCCAACAGUUAAGCAGCCUGCAACACAAAAGGCUGAUAUUGCUCCCAAAUCUGAAUCACCACUAGAUUCAUUACCGCGGCUACCUACUCCCCCCAACGCGAUCCUCUCAAAACAUGAAGACCGUAAAGACCAACUCAACGGGCUCAAUGUCACGCCGCUGCCAAAACAAAAUCUUCUACCGGCAAAAACGCCCAUUGUAACAGGAGCAUGGAUUGAAACGCCGGCACCGGCGCCCAAGCCGCGUCCGGAGUCACAUCCAAAGGACUCUGUACCGAAAAUCAUCAAAUCCGAACCCACCUCUCAUCCUUCUCGAGCCAUUAAGAAAGAGGACUCUGCCGAACCAAAACCCUCUGCACCGUCAGCACAAGAAUCAAAGCAGGAAGAUCCAACUUCCACGAAAUUAGAAUAUCAAGGACCGCCCCUUCCGCGCUCCGCUCUUUCUUCUAUCAUCCAGCGAGCCAAACGCAAGCAAGAAAAAAACAAAUCCGACGACGCUGCUGCCACCAAUAGCUCCUCUGCCGCUGCCACUGGAGAUCGACCUGGCUCCCGCUCCGGGUCCGGAUCCGGAUCCAGCGACGAAGAUCAGUUACGCCUGGGCGAUUCCACCAUCGACUCGCUCGAGGAUCUCAUGGCCACAACGAUGACCAUGCACGACUCCACUCACCUCACCGGCCUGACUGAAGACGACCGCAACGCGAUCGAGGCCGAACUCGACAUGAUUGAAAAGGACGAGCACGGCCGGCCGUUUACCAAAGCCGAACGGGAGCGCCAACAGGAAAUGCUCGCGUACGAGCGCAUGAACCGCCGUCUUCGAAGUCUUGGGACGAGCAUCCGCGAUGCGAAGCGCGGGAUCGAAGGCCUCGAACAUAAAUUUGAUUCCGGCACCGCGCCUCCACCGUGCAAAGUAUGCGGCUGCACGGCUGCUCUUCCUAGCAGCGGCGGCGGUACAGGCAAGAGGCUGCAUUACGAUGAUUGUAACAAGUGGCAUAUUUUCGCGUGGCCGUUUCCAACAGUAUAUCAGUGGCCGAGCGAUAGUCGGCGGCCCCGUCUCACUUGGUUCGGACUCUUUUGGGUCUUAUUCUGGGCUUAUGUUAUUUCGGAAAUCACUAUAAACGAACUCUGGGGCCACAAAUUCUACACCUCCAUUCCUUUUGAAGGCUACGGCGUCGAUAUCAACGCCCCACGUCCACCGUUUGCCACGUUCAAGUAUCUCUUCAAACCGAUACAGUUUGCCUUUCGCCCCUUCAUAGCGCUCUGCAUGGAGCUUUAUGGAAUAGGAUAA
This is a messenger RNA of Xylona heveae TC161, 2880 nucleotides long. RefSeq lists its product as hypothetical. Lineage: Eukaryota; Fungi; Ascomycota; Xylonomycetes; Xylonales; Xylonaceae. The record is from RefSeq and is a predicted model, not a curated record. The transcript has 2 exons. The coding region runs from base 1 to 2880 and encodes 959 amino acids.